GGGUGUUGCUCCUCACUGCGGGGCACCUCCCAGCCACUCCGUACCGCUGGUGUCCACAGCAACGCUCCUGGCCCCCAAGUGUCAUCCCUGGCUGCUGGGUCUCGGAUGCGAUGCAGGCCAUCAAGUGUGUGGUGGUGGGUGAUGGAGCCGUGGGCAAGACAUGCCUACUCAUCAGCUACACCACCAAUGCCUUCCCCGGAGAAUACAUCCCCACUGUGUUUGACAACUAUUCGGCCAAUGUGAUGGUGGACAGUAAGCCUGUGAACCUGGGGCUGUGGGACACCGCAGGCCAGGAGGACUAUGACCGCCUCCGGCCGCUCUCCUACCCGCAGACGGAUGUGUUCCUCAUCUGCUUCUCGCUCGUCAGCCCGGCCUCCUAUGAGAACGUCCGAGCCAAGUGGUUCCCUGAGGUACGACACCACUGCCCCAGCACCCCCAUCAUCCUGGUGGGUACCAAGCUGGACCUGCGAGACGACAAGGACACCAUUGAGAAGCUGAAGGAGAAGAAGCUGGCUCCUAUCACCUACCCGCAGGGCCUGGCACUGGCCAAGGAUAUUGAUUCAGUGAAGUACCUGGAAUGUUCUGCACUCACCCAGCGAGGCCUGAAGACCGUCUUCGAUGAGGCCAUCCGGGCCGUCCUGUGCCCACAGCCCACACGACAGCAGAAGCGUCCCUGCAGCCUGCUCUAGGGGUCUCACCCCAGCCCCCCCACCCUGAUGGUCUUGACCCUCCAGGGUCCCCACCGAAGCCCAACGAUGUGCUGAUGGGACAUGUCGUCCCCACCUUGUGGUGUUGCUUCCCAGACAGCUGCAGAACCUGCCCAUCUCCUCAAUGGAGUCCCCUGGGGUUGGGAGGAUGUUGAUAGGCCACACCCUACCUGGAAUGCUCCUGUGUUCCCAGGGGCCAGAGGGGAGCCCCAAGACUCAGCCAUCCAUCCUCAGGUCGUAUGGCAUCAUGUACCCACCUGCCCCAGGCCUUCCUGACUCCCCUCUUGAAGCCUCUGGUUCCCAUACGCCUGCCACCAUGUCUCUAAGGACAGGCUCUCUUGCUCCAGUACUCCUGGUCCGCCUUGUUCGAGUCAUCUCCUUCCCUGCAUCAAAGGGACAGAUGCGUGAGUCUGCUCCUCUGUUCUCUUUUUUUCAGAAAAACCCAGAACAAGUCCAUUUCUGUAAAUCUCUUGUGUGCCCAGCCAAGUGAGGGGCUCAGCCCACCCCUCCCGUCUCUCAAGACUUCCUGUUCUACUCAAAGGGUCCUGAGCUGUAUUUUCUUGGUACUGUCCACCUCACCCUGCCAGCCAGGACCUGAACCACUGCAGACAGAACACACAGUUCUCUUGCUUAUGCGGAAAAUAAAUGUAUUGA
Molecule: messenger RNA, 1361 nt
Organism: Peromyscus eremicus (cactus mouse)
Lineage: Eukaryota; Metazoa; Chordata; Mammalia; Rodentia; Cricetidae
Gene: Rac2
Product: Rac family small GTPase 2
Exons: 7
Coding region: 111-689 (192 amino acids)
Biological process (GO): small GTPase-mediated signal transduction
Molecular function (GO): GTP binding; GTPase activity
Source: RefSeq, a predicted model, not a curated record